Molecule: messenger RNA, 1854 nt
Organism: Vicia faba (fava bean)
Lineage: Eukaryota; Viridiplantae; Streptophyta; Magnoliopsida; Fabales; Fabaceae
Source: the annotation of a GenBank genome assembly
AUGUCUUGGAAAAUGCUUGUGAACCUAACUGUUAUAAUAAUGCUCCUAUGGCAAUACCCUCUUCCUUGCCUAACAGAAACAAAUCACCAAUGUCUCCUUUCAUCUUGCGGCGAUAUACGAAACAUCACCUACCCUUUUCGUCUACAAGGCGAACCCGAAAACUGUGGUGAUCCAAACUAUGAAAUUUCCUGUGAGAACAAUCAAACAAUACUAAAUCUAGACAAUGGAAAAUACUUUGUAGAAGCCAUCAACUACAAUAAUUCCACAAUAAGGAUAACAGAUUCAGGCUCGGUUGUUUCUCCUAUUUACAUGGAUACUUCAUCUUGUAUGAAAGGACUGAUCAACUCUUCCAACUAUGCUGUUUUUGGUGACUUGAAAAUCUCUGAGCUGGAAGAUUCAUGCAGCAUACUUGUUAUGGUCAUGCUUUCAAAUUUGCACAAACAUGAUAACAAUGAUAACAACCUUUCAUAUGUGAAAAUCCAUCAGCAACUUGUUUAUGGUUUGGAGCUUUCUUGGAGUGAGAUAUUCUGCAAAGAAUGUCAAGGUAGGGGAUACUGUAAAUUGAACAACAAAAAUGAGGUCAUUGGUUGUUCAAGAGGUAGACCUUGUAGUCGUAACGAUAUAUCCUCUUUUAAAUGUGCUUUAAAAGUGAUAAUCCAUGCAGCCAAAGAUGUUGUGACCGAAGGUCCUCAUGAAAUAGGCGGUAUCAUCGGAAUAAUUCUUGUUAUAAGAAUCAUAGGAGGAAUACUAUUUAUUCCAAUGUACAUGAUAUAUAAAUGGAGAAGGAGGCAUUUAUCCGCGUACGACUCGGUUGAGGAAUUUCUCAAAACUCACAACAAUCUCAUGCCAAUAAGAUACUCUUACUCAGACAUUAAGAAAAUGACAAAAGGAUUCAAGGAUAAACUCGGUGAAGGUGGCUAUGGUUCUGUUUACAAAGGACAGCUUCGCAAUGGUCACCUGGUAGCAAUCAAGAUGCUAGGAGGAAAAUCGAGAGCAAAUGGACAAGAGUUCAUCAAUGAAGUUGCUACCAUUGGAACAAUCCACCAUGUUAAUGUAGUUCACCUAAUUGGUUUUUGUGUUGAAAAAUCAAAAAGAGCACUUGUUUAUGAGUUCAUGCCGAAUGGUUCUCUUGAAAAACACAUUUUUUCGAGAGAACGAAUGGGUUCUUUGAGUUGUGAGAAAAUGUUUGAUAUAGCGCUUGGUGUAGCGCGUGGAAUUGAAUAUCUACAUAGAGGUUGUGACAUGAGGAUUUUACAUUUUGAUAUAAAGCCUCAUAACAUUCUUCUUGAUACGAAUUUUACCCCAAAGGUUUCGGAUUUUGGACUAGCAAAGCUAUAUCCAAUUGACAAUAGCAUUGUGUCGCUUACCGCAGCAAGAGGAACAAUGGGAUACAUGGCGCCAGAGUUGUUCUAUAAGAACAUUGGAGGAGUGUCAUAUAAAGCAGAUGUUUAUAGCUUUGGAAUGUUGUUAAUGGAAAUGGUGAGUAGGAGAAAGAACAUGAACGAGGGUGAAGAUCGUAAGAGUCAGGUUUAUUUCCCAUCUUGGAUUUACGACCAAUUUAGCGAAGGGAAUGAAAUAGAAAUGGGGAAUGGUACAGAAGAGGAGGAGAGGAUAUCAAAGAAGAUGAUAAUAGUUGCGUUAUGGUGUAUACAAAUGAAACCUAGUGAUCGUCCUUCGAUGAACAAAGUAGUCGAGUUGCUAGAAGGAGAUGCCGAGGCCUUAGAAAUGCCUCCUAAGCCAUUUCAAACUCCGAAAGGAAUGCCUGGACAAGGCAUUGGACAAUUCAGAAAUCUACCUUGGUUACUACCUGGGGAAUCUACAAAUUCACUUACCAUUGUUAUCAAUAGACGUUGA